Saccharomycopsis crataegensis is the source of this 1542-nucleotide messenger RNA. RefSeq lists its product as uncharacterized. The transcript has a single exon. Lineage: Eukaryota; Fungi; Ascomycota; Saccharomycetes; Ascoideales; Saccharomycopsidaceae. The coding region runs from base 1 to 1542 and encodes 513 amino acids. The record is from RefSeq and is a predicted model, not a curated record.
AUGAUUUUCCUUGCUGUGAACUUAUUCGUGUUGCUUUUCUCCCCAGUUCUCGCCAGUGUCACAGGAUGCACUUUCAGCAAUUCCUCCUGUCUUACUGCUGGCUCCAAUAUAACUAAAUUUAAUAAUGGUGUUUUUGCAGCUUCUUAUGAAGCAGCUUCUUAUUCUGCCUUAGGCUCCUAUUCCUCAUGGGACCAGAAUAUCACUGUCGCCAGUGGCGAAUCUUUGGUUAUCAAAAGUUAUCUCCUUGCCGAAACUUCUGGAACUUACACCUUUUUCCUUUAUUCUGAUCUAGCUAUUGGUGGAUGGGUUGGGGCGGAGACUGCAUUUGCUUGUGGUGGUUUGACUCACCAAACUGUCGCUGCUUAUGCGGAUGCUGGUAUUGGCGCCCCAUUCUUUGAUGCUUCCUCGGGAUAUGACACCUAUACAGUUUCAUUAACUCCUGGGUAUUAUCCUGUGAUGGUCCAAGUGAUCAAUACUCUUCCACCUUCUGGAAAAUUCAACUUCUCGAUCACUGAUCCUAGUGGGGAACUAAUUCAGGAUACCAAUUUAUACGCUCCUUCUGUUGAUGAUUCUGUUUGUUACGUUGCUCCUGUUUCUACUUCUUCUACAUCAACUACUUCCACUUCCACUUCCACUUCCACUUCCACUUCUACAAUUUCUACUUCUACAACUUCUACUUCUACAACUUCUACUUCUACUUCUACUUCUACUUCCACUACGAACUCAAUUUCCACCGCCUCUAAUUCAACUGUCUCCAUCCCAACGAGCUCUAAUUCAUUGACUUUCAUCUCAUCGAACUCCACUUCCACCGCUAGUGCUACUGCUACUACCUCCAGUUCUUCCGCUUUUAAUGGAACCACAGCAGGCUAUAACGAUACUGUCUCCACUACAGCCAACUCUUCUUUAACAUAUACUGCAAGUUCCAAUACCACUUUAUCAAUGACUUCUAGUCCUUACAGUUCUAUCAGUAGUAAUUCUUUGAAUCUUACUUCCUUGGUCACAGCUGUGACUGGUUCCUCAAACACUGCUACUCCUCUUUUCAGCAACUCUACGGCUACUAGCUCUGUCUCUUCUGGAUCUGGUGCUUCAAUAGUUACCUCCGUUGUGGUUACGGAAAUUGACGCUACUGUUUUAUACACCAUAACCUCCUGCGGUACAAAGACUUGCUACCCAGUUGUCACUAGCUCUGUCCACAAAACUAUCACUUCAUACACUACCUACUGUCCAUUGACUGCUUUGAAAAAUUCAGUCUCUGGAUCUGAAUCUAUUACCGCAGCUUCUGAAACUGAAGCCGCUGGCUCUAACUUGGGUUCUGAAUCUUCCACCCUCGUUAACGGAAGCACUACUAAAACCAAUGGAUCAGGAUCAUCAACUCCAACCUUGGAAUCCUCAGAUGUGACUUCAUCUGCUUCUAUAUUUGAGUCGCACUCCUCUAAUUCCACUGCUCCUUCAGUCGGUGUCCAAGAAGCCAAUGGUGCUCCUACCCUUUUGAAAUCAGGUGCUUUGACUAUGAUUGGAUUUUUGAUUCCUUUUUUCCUUUAG